This is a messenger RNA of Geosmithia morbida, 3492 nucleotides long. Its product is annotated as DNA damage-binding protein 1. NCBI's taxonomy places the organism in Eukaryota, Fungi, Ascomycota, Sordariomycetes, Hypocreales, Bionectriaceae. The transcript is spliced from 3 exons. Gene Ontology annotation, molecular function: protein binding; nucleic acid binding. Gene Ontology annotation, biological process: proteasome-mediated ubiquitin-dependent protein catabolic process; DNA repair. Gene Ontology annotation, cellular component: nucleus; site of double-strand break. The record is from RefSeq and is a predicted model, not a curated record. Bases 1 to 3492 code for a protein of 1163 amino acids.
AUGGCGUACGUUGCGCCAGUACAUAGGGCCACGAGUGUCCGCCAUGCCCUGCGCAUGCGCUUCACCUCGCCAGACGAGUAUGAUCUCGUCAUUGCCAAGUCGAACCGACUCGAGAUUUGGCGUCCUUCGGAGGAGGGCUUGACAUGCCUCCAUACCCGAAUCGUCUACGGCACCAUAGCUAUGAUGCAACGACUGCAGCCAAAGGAUUCCGACACCGACUUGCUCUUCAUCGGCACAGAUAGGCAACAGUACUUCACAGUUGCAUGGAACCCAGACAAGAACAAGCUAGAGACGGUCAAGGAGAGCUCCGCCUACGAUGAAUCUGAGCCUUACAUGCGCCACUCGCAGAGCCAGAACCAGUGUCUGGUGGAUCCCACGGGCAAAUUCAUGGCUAUGCACCUGUGGGAGGGCGUCCUCAACGUCUUUCGUCUGCCUACCAGGGCGGGGAAUAGGACGAGGCUCCUUCAUCUCGCCCAAGUCCGCCUCAGUGAGCUGUGGAUGAAGGCCAGCACCUUCCUCUACAGCCGUGAUGGCCACCCUAGGAUCGCCUUCCUCUACAAGACUCGCAUAGACCAAGAGGACGCGCGGGUGGCAGUCUACAGGCUGACAAAAGACGACCAGGGGGGCGAUGUGUCCAGGUUCGACCCCGUCAGAGAUAGGGAGCAUGAUGAGACAAUCUCGGAUCCCUACGCGUCCAUGUUGAUACCCAUACGUGUGCCGGAAGAGAAGAGAUACCACAAGCGCUACAGCGAGGGGACGAGGGCACACCUGGGGGGCCUCCUCAUUGUCGGAGAGACGCUCUUGACGUACAUUGAUAGUCUCACAUACUCGACAGUCUCGUCCGCUUUGAAGGAGCCCAAGAUAUACGUCGCCUGGGCUGAGUACGAUGACACCAGGUACAUUGUGGCCGACGACUACGGAAGCCUUGAUCUCCUGACCAUCGAGGCCGAAACUGAACCGUCGGGGAUUAUUGUCACGGGGAUGAAGAUCGAACCUCUGGUAUUCGAAGACGGCACUACCACGACGUCGAGAGCCUCCAAGCUCGUGUACAUGGGGGAUGGUAUUCUCUAUCUCGCCUCCCACCAUGGUGAUUGCCAAGUUAUCCGUAUCGACGUGGACCUCAUGCGGAUGUCGAUAUUGAACAGUCAGCAAAACAAUGCUCCCAUCCUGGACUUUGCCAUCAUGGAUAUUGGUAACCGCGAGGGUGACAGCCAGGCCGGCAACGCCUUUUCUUCUGGCCAGGCCAGGAUCGUUGCAGGAUGCGGCGCGUACAGAGAUGGCUCCCUCCGAAGCAUCCGCAGCGGCGUCGGCCUGGAUGACACCGGGAUUUUGGACGACAUCGAGGGCUCCCGAGGGCUCUUCACGCUCAAGUCCCACGGAUCAGAACUCGUUGAUACGCUGGCCGUUUCACUGGUCAACGAGACGCGCGUAUUCAGGUUUGACCCAACCGGCGAGAUCGAAGAGGUCUACCAAUUUGCCGGCAUGCUGCUAGAUUCAGAGACAUUGCUGGCAUCGAGUCUGCCAAAUGGCCACCUGCUGCAGGUGACCCCUCAGUCUGUCAGGUUGCUCGAUCCGGAGGGCGGCAUUACUGUGUCGACGUGGGAAGCGCCGGAUGGGAAGACAAUCACAGCCGCCUCUGCCAAUGACACAUGGGCUCUUCUGUCCAUCGACGGUUCCAUACUCGUCUCGUUGAACCUAACGGAUAACCUUGCUAUGCAGACGCAGACGACAGACACCGAAACGGUUGGCGGGAUUCCAGACCAAAUGUCAUGCCUGCAUGCCUCUCCUGCUCAGGAACUAGGCUUCGUUGGCUGGUGGUCUUCGGGCACGAUAUCUGUCGUGGACCCGAAGACACUGAAGGCGAUUCAAGGUAUCACUCUGAGGCAGAGCGAUGAUAGUGCAUCCGUUCCCAGAGACAUUGUUCUUGUUCAGCUCCACCCUCCAGAGCGGGCUGGCCCGACGCUUCUCAUCUCCACAGAAGACGGAAACGUUGUAACGUUCGACGUGUCAAGAGAAGGUUUCACGCUUUCAGGCCGCAAGACGGUCACACUCGGAAGCAGCCCGGCACGGCUACACGUCCUCCCACAAGAAGAUGGGACGAACAACAUCUUUGCGACGACGGAGCACUCGAGUCUCAUAUAUGGCUUCGAGGGCAGGAUUAUCUAUUCAGCGACGACUGCUGACGAUGCAACCUAUGUGGCGCCCUUUAAUUCCGAGGCAUUCCCCGACGCCAUCAUACUGUCGACAAACAACCAUGUCAGGCUGAGCAAGGUUGACAAGGAGCGCCUCACCCAUGUCAAGUCGCUUCCAAUGGGCGAGACAGUCCGCCGAGUGGCUUAUUCGGCAAGCCUACGAGCCUUUGGCCUGGGUACAAUCAAAAAAGAGCUGGUGGACAGCGAAGAGGUGGUGACUAGCUCAUUCAGGCUUGUUGAUGAGAUUGUCUUUAAGGAGCUAGGUAAACCGUUGGCGCUCGAUGGUUCUACAGGUCUGGAGCUCGUUGAAUGCAUUUCCCGUGCGGAGCUUGUGGAUUCGAGCGGGAAGACUGCGGAGCGGUUCAUCGUGGGAACGAGCUACAUGCCAGAUGACGAGGCGACGGCGGCCGGGGACAAGACCCGAGGUCGGAUCAUCGUCUUGGGCGUGGACGAGAACCGCCAAGCCUACCGGAUUGUCAGCCACAAUCUCAAGGGUAACUGCCGAUGCCUCUCCGUGGUCGACGGGUUCAUCAUUGCGGGCCUAUCCAAGACAGUUGCCGCCUAUCGCUACACCGAAACGACAUCUGCUUCGGGUUCACUGGAGAAGCUUGCGGCAUACAGACCGGCGUCGAUGCCUAUCGACCUGGAUGUGUCGGGCAACGUGAUUGGGGUGUCGGAUCUCAUGCAAUCACUGACGCUGGUCGAGUUUACGGCACCGGCCGAAGGAAAGCCAGCCAAGCUUGAGGAGCUGGCGCGGCAUUACGAACCGGCCUGGUCAACAGCGCUGUGCCAUCUAGGCGAUGGCCGGUGGCUUGAAGCCGACGCGCAGGGGAACCUGACGGUCCUCAGACGCAACUCCGAGGCCCCCACGGACCAGGACCGUAGGCGGCUCGAAUUGAUCAGCGAUAUGAAUAUUGGGGAGCAAAUCAACCGCAUACGGAGGCUCUACCUAGCACCGUCGGACGACGCCGUUGUAACGCCCAAGGCGUUCUUGGGUUCGGUCGAGGGCUCUCUAUACCUCUACGGCGAAGUCUCACCCAAGUACCAGGACCUCCUGAUUUCGUUCCAGUCAAACAUGACGCGGUGCAUAGAGACGACGGGGGAUCUGAGCUUUGACCAGUGGCGAUCGUUCCGAAACCACCUGCGCGAGGGCGAAGGACCGUUCCGGUUCCUGGACGGGGAGAUGCUAGAGAGGUUCCUGGACAUGACAGAGAGCACGCAGGAGUUAGUGUGUGAGGGACUCGGGCCAAGCGUGGAGGAGAUGCGCAACAUUAUUGAGGAGCUUAGAAGGCUUCACUGA